Fusarium musae is the source of this 2160-nucleotide messenger RNA. RefSeq lists its product as uncharacterized. Gene Ontology annotation, molecular function: mRNA binding. Bases 1 to 2160 code for a protein of 719 amino acids. NCBI's taxonomy places the organism in Eukaryota, Fungi, Ascomycota, Sordariomycetes, Hypocreales, Nectriaceae. Gene Ontology annotation, cellular component: cytoplasm. The transcript has a single exon. The record is from RefSeq and is a predicted model, not a curated record. Gene Ontology annotation, biological process: post-transcriptional regulation of gene expression.
AUGGAUCUCAAGUAUAUCUCGGAAAACGCAGUUGAGACUGGUGCCAUCAUGUCUCCUAGUGCGACUCCCAACAUGGCGACUCCCCCGAAGCUGCAGAGCUCGUUCUCUUCGAGCGAGGUUCCCACGGUCAAGAGCCCUGGGACUUCGUCUUCAAAGACAAACAAUCAUGCACAGCAGCAUUUCCACAACCACAAUGCCAGCCUUGGCCGCAUCCCAGCUGGUGCGGUCCAUCGUGGCCACAGUCGGGAGCUCUCUUCAGAGAACCCUGCUGUUAGCCGUGAGCAGCACAACUAUCCUUCGAUCCAGUCUGCCCUGCAGGCCAGUGCCGCUCCCUUUGGGCCCAGUACUACAGCUGCAGUGCAACCCUCUGCUAUGGUGAACCCUUCCGCCGGGGCCGCAGCCGUGAACAACAACUACAACAAUAUGUUCUAUUCCGCCAACGGGUACGGCGCUCCUCAAGGCACCCCUCAAGGCGGCAUUCCCCAGGUGAUGCCUCAGGGACCCCCCCAUCAGCCAGGAGGAUACAAUGUCAAUAUGCUCGCGAACAGUAUGCAGCAGAUGAACAUGAAUGGGGCCAACGGCAGCAACAUGUAUCAGCCUCAGAACUACAACGGCUAUAACGCGGGUCCGUACAACCAGGGUAAUCAGCCUCGAGACAGCCAGGCACGCGUCAUUCAGCAUCGCCGACAGCUUGACAAUGAAGGUGAGUCUGCCUCCAGAGUAGUUCCGUAUCAGCACACACUGACUUGCUUUGUAGCCAUGUCUCGCUACCAGAACACGCCCCUUGAUUCCUUCGUGGGCAACAUCUAUGAGCUUUGCAAGGACCAACAUGGCUGCCGUUACCUCCAGAAGAAGCUUGAGGAGCGCAACGCCGAUCAGGUUCACAUGAUUUGGGUCGAAACUAACCAGCACGUCAUUGAGCUCAUGACGGACCCGUUUGGUAAUUAUUUGUGCCAAAAGCUCCUUGAGUUCUGCAAUGACGAUGAGAGGACUACUUUGAUUCAAAAUGCUUCCCAGGAUAUGGUCCGCAUCGCGCUCAACCAGCACGGCACACGCGCACUCCAGAAGAUGAUCGAGUAUGUGAGCACCCCUCAGCAGGUCCACAUCAUCAUCGAGGCUCUUCGCUACCGGGUUGUGGAGCUUAUCCAGGACCUCAACGGCAACCAUGUCAUUCAGAAGUGUCUCAACAAACUUACCCCCCCUGAUGCGCAGUUCAUUUUUGACGCUGUUGGCGGCAGCUGUGUCGAAGUGGGCACUCACCGACACGGCUGCUGUGUUCUUCAACGCUGUAUCGACCAUGCCUCUGGCGACCAGAAGCUGUGGCUUAUCCAGCGAAUCACCGAGCAUGCACGAAUUCUUGUCCAGGACCCCUUCGGCAAUUACGUCGUUCAGUACAUUAUUGACUUGAACGAACCUCUGUUCACCGAGCCUAUCGUUCUCACCUUCAAGGAUUGUAUCACUCAGCUGUCCCGCCAUAAGUUCAGCUCCAACGUCAUCGAGAAGUGCCUGCGCUGCGCCCAGCCACCUUCCAAGGAUCUGAUCGUGGAGGAGCUACUACGCAACCAGGAGAUGGAGCGCCUCCUCCGGGACUCAUUCGCCAACUAUGUCAUUCAGACUGCUCUUGAGUAUGCUACUCCUCAUCAGAAGCAUCGCCUUGUAGAGGCCAUCCGCCCCAUUCUUCCCCAGAUUCGAACAACUCCUUACGGCCGUCGUAUUCAAGCUAAGAUCUCGGCCUUCGACAACCGUGGAAGCGCUGCCUCUAGCGGGCAAGUGACACCAGCCGAUAACACCCAGGGUCAAAUUCCUAUGCGCGCUACUCACGCUCGAGGUAUUUCUGGAGGUGGUCCUAUUCUCCAGGGCAAUGGUAUGCCGCACGGUGGGCCUAUGCCACCUAUGCGCCAGAACAUGCCCAUCUACUCCCCUAACCCCGCCAUGAACGGACAAGUUCCUACUUCUGGUGGACCUGUUCAGCAGCCUCAAUACGGACAGAUGACUCCUGGCAAUUUCGCUCCCAAUGCUGCUGUCAACGGUGCAGCUAAUGGCAGCGCCGGUAACGGUAACUUUGGUGGCCAAGCCAGUGGCAACAGUGUCCCUACGAGCCCUGCCAAUGGCAACGGAAAUGUCAGCACGGGUCAGGGCGAACAGCCCCAGUGGCUUUAG